AUGAGUUUAGAGAGUUCCAAAAGACUCAUUGAUUCAUUAGAACCCAGAGAUCAUGAUGGUGCUUUAGAUCAAAGAAAACGUAUACGGAUCAAUAAAGAUGAUGAAAUUCAAUCAAAAAGAAAACAUAGUGAUUCAAAUUUAGAAAUUGAAAUUAAUAAUCAAAUCAUUCAAAGACCUCCUAUAAUACCACUUAGACCUAAUCAAAGAUUAGAAUUGUUUAAAAAAAGACAAAAAUGGAGACAAAGUAAUUUUUAUAAUUCAAGAAAUUUUGGUUCUAAUGUUGCUAAAAAAUCUAAUGAAAUUUAUAAUAAUUCAAAUGCUCUUGUAUCAACAAGUAAAUCAAAAUAUGUUGAAGCUUCAACUCAAACUGAUACGAUACCAAGUUUACAAUCACAAGGUCCAGUUUUGAAAAAAAUUAAAACUGAUAAAAUUAAAUCAAAUUCAUCAAAAUUUGGGAAAUUUUCUGGUGAAAUUUUAUAUGACGUUAAAGAAAUUAAUGAUGCUAAUGGUAUAAGUCCUGUUAAAUUCCCUGAUUCUAAACCAAUCCAAAAUAAAUCAUUACCUGUCUCCGAGGGAACUUUGAAUGCUUUAUUAAAUAAGAAAACAACACAAGUUGAAAAAAUUAAAGAACAAAAGGAACAACCAAUAAGUGAACCUGUUAAAGAAAUAAAAGAAUCAAAAUCUACAAUUGGACCAAGUGCUGGUUUUAAUUUCUUGAAUAAUAAAAAAAUUGAAGAAUUAAAUGAUGAAAAUUCAUCCAAAGUUGAAUCUCAGAAACCAAUUGCUCCAGAACGUUCAUUUUCAUUUGGGAAUAAAACUACAGAAAUUAAAGAAACUUCAACUCCAGCAUUUUCAUUUGGUUCAAAAGUUGAAGAUAAACUAACUUCAAAACCUUUUUCAUUUGGUUCUAACCAGGAUAAAAAAUCUUCAGUUCCAUCAUCUUCUGCUUCAACUGAAGGAGGGUUUUCAUUAGCUACAAAGACUAAUGAUGAAAAUUCAACUCAAUCAAAACCAUCAUUUUCAUUUGGUUCUAAGCCAAGUUCAAAAGAUGAUGAUAAACCAAAACCAAGUUUCUCAUUUGGUGAAACAAAGAAAGAUGAUAAAUCAAAACCAUUAUUUGGUGAAACAAAGACUGAUGAUAAACCAAAACCAAGUUUUUCAUUUGGUGAAACAAAAACUGAUCUAAAACCAAGUUUUUCAUUUGGUGCUAAACCUACUGAAGAAUCAUCCAAAAAUGAAGCUCCAAAACCAUUUAGUUUUGGUAGUGUAGCUUCAAAAGAUGAAUCAAAAGGUGAAUCAAAGGAUAAACCAACUUUUAGUUUUGGUGGUUCCAAACCAGAUGAACCAAAACCUUCAUUUUCAUUCGGUUCAAAACCAGAAGAACCAUCAACAAAACCUUCAUUUUCAUUUGGUUCAAAACCUGAAGAAUCAUCAACAAAACCUGCAUUUUCAUUUGGUGCAUCAUCUACAGGAUCUUCAUUAUUUGGAUCAAAACCUACAGAAAAGAAAGAUGAAGAAUCCAAAGAACCUUCAAACCCAACAUUUUCAUUUGGUGGUGCUCCAAAAGCAUCAUCUGAAGAACCAUCAACUAAAAAACCAGCAUUUAGUUUUGGUGCGACAUUAGAUAAACCAAAAGAAUCAACAGAAUCUGAAAAACCAAAAUCAUUAUUUGGUUCUACUGCUUCAACUGGAUUUAAUUUUGGUUCAAAUUCAUCAACAAUUUCAACUGAUCAAACAAAAUCUGAAGAACCUGCAACUAAAAAAUCUACUUUUAAUUUUGGUGAAACCGCAAAACCUUCAUUUAGUUUUGGUACCCCAUCUAAACCAGAUUCAUCAACCCCUGCACCAACAAAACCUGCAUUCAGCUUUGGUGCUGCUCCUGCUGCUACUUCAACUACAACAACACAAGAAAAUAAACCAUCAUUCAGUUUUGGUGCCACAUCACAACCAUCUCAAGAUAAUAAACCUUCAUUUAGCUUUGGUGGACCUUCUGCUGCACCUGCGACUGCUAAACCAUCAUUAGGAUUCAAUUUUGGUGGUUCAAGUGAUACAAAUAAACCAGCACCAUCAAGUGUAUUUGGUGCUGCAUCAUCAACAACAAAUAAUGAAACAAAAUCAGCACCAUCAUUCAAUUUUGGUGGUAUUGGAUCAACACCUGCACCUGCUUCAGUUUUCGGUAAUACAACAUCCACAAAUAACGUUGCUGCACCAGCUUCUUCAACUCCAUUUAAUUUUGGUUCUAAUGCUCCAGCUCCAAAUCCUGCUUCAGUUUUUGGUGGUAAUAAUACCCCAGCUGCUAAACCAGCUUUUAAUACUGGGAAUAACGUUAAUUUAAAUUUUGGUGGUUCUACAAAUAAUAACCCAACUGCAAUUUUUGGUGCUCAAGGUAAUAAUACCCCAUUUGCUGCUCCACAACAAUCAGCUUUUGGUGCUCCACAACAACCCAAUGCAGGUGGAUUUGGAUUUGGUGCUUCUCAAAUACCUGCAUUUGGUGCUGCUCCUGCUAGUAGUACACCUUUAGGUAGUACUCCUGGCGCUCCUGCAUUUGGUACACCUGCUGGUACCCCUUCUCAACCACAAUCAAGAAUUCCAGGUAGAAGAAUUGCACAAAUGAGAGCUCCACGUCGUCGUUAA
Messenger RNA from Hansenula ciferrii, 2634 nucleotides. Its product is annotated as FG-nucleoporin NUP1. Lineage: Eukaryota; Fungi; Ascomycota; Saccharomycetes; Phaffomycetales; Wickerhamomycetaceae. The record is from RefSeq and is a predicted model, not a curated record. Bases 1 to 2634 code for a protein of 877 amino acids. The transcript has a single exon.